Messenger RNA from Phyllotreta striolata, 2562 nucleotides. NCBI's taxonomy places the organism in Eukaryota, Metazoa, Arthropoda, Insecta, Coleoptera, Chrysomelidae. The record is from the annotation of a GenBank genome assembly.
AUGCCUGUCGGAGGUGCUGUGUGCCUUCGCCUGGUCGACAUCAGGAUACCGAGCCACGCGGUGCGAAAUCAGAGCGCCAGGCUGGAGUGCCAUUUCGAAAUGGACGGUGAGACUCUGUACUCUGUCAAGUGGUAUAAAGACGGCAACGAGUUCUAUCGCUACGUCCCGCGAGAUAUGCCCCAGACGCAGGCUUUUCCGCUUCCCGGCGUCACCGUCGACAUGCACAAUUCUACUGAGAGUGUGGUGGUUUUGUCUUCAGUACAAUUAUCCUCUACUGGUAUUUACAGAUGUGAAGUAUCAGGGGAAGCCCCGUUUUUUGAAACUGUUACUGAUCACCAGAAGAUGACUGUUGUUGCUCUUCCGGAGGAAGGUCCGAAGAUAUCGGGCGGGCGUCCCCGCUAUCAAGUGGGCGAUACAGUUCGUGUGAAUUGCACGUCGGGCAAGUCGAAACCCGCGGCCCAACUCAAUUGGAUGAUCAACGGAGAAUCCGCCGAUCCCAAGUUCCUCAGAGGACCCGAAACCAUCACCUUAGGUCGCGAGGGUCUGGAAUCGACGAUCCUGGGCCUGGAAUUCCAAGUGAGGCACAAGCACUUCAAGCGCGGCAACAUGAAAUUGAAAUGCCUCGCCACCAUCGCCACCUUGUACCUGGUGAGCAACGAGGAGAGCGUCGAGGGCGAGCGGCCCCAGAAGGCGUCGGUGCUGGAGAGCCGGGGCACCGCGGCGCCGUCCGGAUCCCGCGCCGACAGGGUGCAAGCGGCUUCGAGUCAAGGAUCGGUUUUCCUGAGCGCCUCGCUGUCUGGCCUGUGCUACGGCCUAUUGUACAUGUCUUCUAGAUAAUUCUCCUGCCGGUUUCAUUCGCGGGCUAGUACGUUGACGUAAACACGCGUGUGUUAUACGUGUGAAAAGAGGUAGGUAUACAGGAUGGCUCAUUUUUGGAAUUUUUGCAUUUAUCGGUUGGAGAAUUGAUGGGUUUUUUUGGCGCGUAUGUGACUUUGAACGAGACGCACUGUAUAUAAAACGCCAAAAACAGUGAUGGAAAAAACUCUUCGAUUAUAAUAGAGCGCUGCUUUCAACAUUCCCCCUGUCUUUUUUUGUACAUUGUUCCGUUCCGUUUCGUUUGCGUUACCCUUUUUACCGUCAGUGUAGUUUCAUAUGGCACUAAAAUUGUUCGCUGUAUAAUGUUAUUUUCUCCUAUCUACGUAUGUACGUACGAAGUCGAAUUUCAUCUGGAAUUUUCAUUUGGAGAAAAUUCCGCUCUAAAUUAUGUCGUGUGGAUUCGAAUUAAAAUUAUGCUAAAGGAAGAUAUAAGAAGUUCGACUUUGUUCGGAUGCAUUUUUCGAACUUUUUUGUACAUAUCCUACAUCCUUCAAUGUUAAAAACAAUCAUAUUUACUAGUCGUUCAUCCUUUUGAAGGUUAAUACAUAAUUUAUAUAUUGUAUAAUUUUUAUCAUAAGUAAAUGUAUAACAUAGUAAGUAGCGUGUAUUUAAAAAGUUUGCGUGUCGUUUUCCAAUUUAAUUUUUUAUACUGGAAUUAUUGUAAUCGUACGCAACCAAAUGUUUAUAUUUUUUAUCGUAUCCAAUCCGGUCGGAUUGCGAAUUUGAAGAAAUUAUCACGAAACGACGCGCAAGCGAAAUUUUCAAAAUUUUAAGCACUGACUGUAUUUCGUAAAUCAAUUAUUAUAAUAUUGAAUGGUUCUAUAAACUAUCUAACCCCAAAAAAUGUUUACCUACAUGUCCUAAGAAACCUAGUCUGUAUUUUCUUUAUUUUUUAUUGUUAUAUUUUUCGAAAUAUCGGUUGAUUGUUUGGCAUUUGGUGCUUAAAUGUGUGAACAAAAUCUACAUUGAAACCCGAACGGUAUUCGGUGAACCAAAAAUCCUAAUUAACCCUUCUAUUGCAUAAUUUCAUAGAUUCUAAUAGCAAAUUUAAUAAUUGAAAUAGACAACAAAGGCACAGUUCAUUCUAAACCUGAUGCAAUAUUGCCAUUUUUGGUAAAGCUUCACCACUAAAGAAGGUUUUAAUGUACAUAAAAAAAGAAAAAUCCCUGUGAUCACAAACUAUGUUGGCUGUACAGCCUUAAAAAAUUGUUAAUUAUUAGCGAAUAUUGAGUGUGUAAUAAUAAUAACCGAAAUUAUUUUGAUCGAGAGUUUAUGUAGCUAAUCAAAUAGUUGAUUUAUUAUCGUAAGAUAUAUCUAUAUACUGAAAAUUAAAUGUAAAUAUAUAUUGUAUAAUUGCUGUAUUAAUAACCUAAUGUUUACUGGCGUUGAAUGCGAGGCAUCGUGGAGUCGAUACUGGCGCUCCGUUUUAAUUAUCUAAUCGACGUUUGCAUCAAUAGAAUAAAAAUUCAAGCUAUUUACAUUAGAUUAGAGAAAUUUAAGUAUGGGAAUCCCCUGUAAGUUAUAAAAAUUAGAACCGUAUAUGGGGUUUAUGUAACUUAGAUUCCCAUCCCUAUGUUGGUGUAUCCUAUAACUUCGAUUCCAUGGCGCUUGCGUUAACGCGCGAAAAAUCUCAAUUUUGAAUUACACUCGGAACUUUAUUUGAAAAAUAAAGAAGAUGGAAAUAAA